Molecule: messenger RNA, 818 nt
Organism: Darwinula stevensoni
Lineage: Eukaryota; Metazoa; Arthropoda; Ostracoda; Podocopida; Darwinulidae
Source: the annotation of a GenBank genome assembly
AUGGCGUUUGCACCCAGACUGCGCGCGGUCGCCCGGCCCUCCAAAUCCGUGAGCAUUUCCGUUCCGAUCGCGCUGUUGUGCUUCUUCGCCCUCCUCGGCUCCGUCCGGCACGGCAGGAUUCGCCUGCUGGGGCAGUUGUGGCCGAAUGGCCGUCGGUGUCUCCCCGUGACUCCCCCGGAGUAUCGGUCCGAGAUCGGGCGGGUCCUCGAGGAACGCGGCUACAAGACCGGGGCAGAGCUUGGGGUCAAGCAGGGACAGUUCUCCGUUGAGAUCCUGCGAAGUUGGCCCUCGUGCUCCAGAUACGUCCUGGUUGACGUAUGGAAGCACCAGAAGAACUACAAGGACACGGCCAACGUCGAUGACGCCGAGCACGAAAAAUUCUACCAAGAGACGAUGCUGGUACUUUCAUCUUGGAAGGAGAAGCUGGACGUGAAGCGGACGUGGACGAGCGAGGCCGUGAAGGAGAUCGAGGACGAGAGCCUCGACUUCAUAUACGUGGACGCGCGCCACGAUUUCUGCGGGGUCUACGAGGACGCGAGCCUCUACUGGCCCAAGCUCAGCCCGGGAGGCAUCAUGGCUGGGCACGACUACAUUAGUUGGCAAGAACUGAAUGAACUGGAGGCUCCGGACUGGGGGUUGUGUGCGAACGGGACGUUCUUGGAAGCCUCAGUGAAGGAGGCCGUGGACCAAUUUGCUAGUGAACACGGGCUUCAAGUGAUCGCCACCUUGGAGGAAUGGCCGUCCUGGAUCGUUCAUAAACCUUUACCUCAAUGCUGAUCGCACCGACGAAUUCAAAUAGAUCUUUUUAUAUGGCUGAC